Leucoraja erinaceus (little skate) is the source of this 1969-nucleotide messenger RNA. RefSeq names its product KH domain-containing, RNA-binding, signal transduction-associated protein 3-like. The record is from RefSeq and is a predicted model, not a curated record. Gene Ontology annotation, cellular component: nucleus. Gene Ontology annotation, biological process: regulation of alternative mRNA splicing, via spliceosome. Gene Ontology annotation, molecular function: mRNA binding. The transcript is spliced from 11 exons. Bases 282 to 1385 code for a protein of 367 amino acids. Lineage: Eukaryota; Metazoa; Chordata; Chondrichthyes; Rajiformes; Rajidae.
UGCGGGAGGCAGCGGACGGUUAUUUUUGAUUUCCUCUCCUCUUUAUAAUCUGCGUUGUCGCCCGAAGCGGAGAAAAGGGGGUUAAAAAAAGGAGAAGGGGGCAAAGCAGAGAAAGCAAAGGUGCGAGUGAGAGAAUACAGCCCGAGAGGGGCACGGGGCAGCCGUCAGUCACCUCGCAGGCGCGUCUUCAGAAUUGUUCUGUCUUGUGCUUUCUCCAAUUUGUUGUAAAUUAAAUACCACGUCUUUUCAACGCUGGAGUCGGACCUUUCGGCUGAUCAUUGAUGGACGAAGAGAAGUAUUUACCCGAGCUGAUGGCCGAAAAGGAUAGCCUGGACCCUUCAUUCGUGCACGCCAGCAGGCUGGUGACAGCAGCAGCAACUCGACUCUCCACUGGUGUCUCAUCAUGCAAAAAAAACACAUUGCUUGACAUAAAACCAGAGAUAACCAAAAUAGAGGCAGGAGAGGGAAGUGAUGAAGAAAAGUUUGUGGAUGUGGUCAGUAACAAAAACAUGAAGCUGGCUCAAAAAGUGUUAAUUCCUGUUAAACAAUUUCCAAAGUUUAACUUUGUCGGUAAACUACUGGGACCACGUGGUAAUUCUUUGAAGCGAUUACAGGAAGAAACACUGACAAAGAUGUCCAUUUUGGGUAAAGGAUCCAUGCGGGACAAAGCAAAGGAAGAGGAAUUACGGAAGAGUGGUGAAUCUAAAUAUGCACAUCUUAACGAGGAUUUGCAUGUACUGAUCGAAGUAUUUGCGCCACCAUCGGAGGCCUAUGCUAGAAUGGGUCAUGCUUUAGACGAAGUGAAGAAAUUUCUCAUACCGGAUUACAAUGAUGAAAUUAGACAACAACAACUGCAGGAAUUAUCAUACCUGAAUGGUACACCAGAAAGUCCAGAAACUCCAGCAGUCCGGGGAAAACCAGUAAGGGGCCGUGGAGCAAUUGCACCAACUCUAACCAGAGGCCGUGGUGGAGUUCCUCCACCCGCAUCAGCAGUCCCACGAGCAGGGCCAGUUCCCAGAGGAGCACCUCCUGGUCGAGGUCCUGGAACUAGAGGACGAGGAGCUCCAGCGCCAAGAGCAAGGGGAGCACCGAGUUAUAGGCCUCCACCACCUCCAGUACAAGAUUCUACAUAUGGUGAAUAUGCAUAUGGUGAUGGCUAUGGAGCAGCAUAUGAAGACCAAGGUUAUGACUCAUAUGAUAACAACUACAGCAGUCAAGGCCAAAGCGCAUCGGAUUAUUAUGAUUAUGGUCAUGGAACUGGUCAGGAGUCAUAUGAAUCGUAUGGUCAGGAAGAGUGGACGAAUUCCAACUCUCGGAUGAAAGCUCCUCCAACAAGAGCACCGAAAGGAGCGUACAGGGAGCACCCCUAUGCACCACGAUACUGAUCUCACCAUCUACUCUGUGAAAUACAAUCAUCAGUUAGCUGUUUCUGCAGUGAUGUACGCUGUUAAAAGUAAUUGGUUAUUUUAUAUAAAAGUUUUUUUCUUAAAUAUAACAGAUCUGUUUAAUCAGUUCUGCAUUCUUGUAUGAAGUCCUUUCGAUGGAGAAAAACUAUUUGAUUUUAGGAAGGGUGGGUGGGAAACCUUUUGAUCUUGUUACAUGCUCUGUUGGAAACGAGUAAACAGGACUAACACGUUUCUAAGUUUAACUAGACUUUAAAAUAUUACCAAACUAGGUUUGAUAAUGUAGAUCACUUAAAAUGUAAACAGAUUCAGUUAACAGUAAUGUUUUAUCCAUUUUGCAUUUAGUUAUUGUAAAAAACUAGUUUUAAGUUUGGUUUGAAUUUUAAGUUUUAGCUUGUGUUAGAACGUUAUCCCUUGUAAACUUUUACUUAAACAACAGUAAACUCCAAAUGCCAAGUAAAGUUGUAUUCUUUUGUAACUGAAGUCUCCGGAUAUUCUGUAGUGUUAAGAUCAAAGACAUUGACUAUUCUUGCUUGAUACAAAUAAAGUUUUGAGAGAAAAACAAA